ACAUAAUCAUUUACAUGAAAACAAAAACAUUUCGAAAAUGUUUCUUGAUAAAUAAAUUUGAUUUUCUAUAACAGAUUUAGAUAAAAGUUUCAAGUUGACGCAGGAACCAGGCUCUUUUUUAUUUAAUUAUUGUACUCAGUGAAGUAGAUUUUUAAUUCUAUCAAUUCUGGGAAAACUGUCUUUAACGUCAAGUACUUCAAGCCGAUAUACAUCUCAUAUCUCCUCCGCUCGGAGAAAGCUCGGAGAAUAUCGAUAUUGAGUUUAGCUUCAGCAUCUCUCACAAAUGAUAGUUUCUUAGGCUACAGGUGGAACUGAAAGAUAGUACAGACGUGUUCACUGAAAAUGUCAGAGGUUGGACAAUUUUUUUCCUGGGAAAUUCGCUCAGCAAAUAUUUAGAAGAAACGUUACAUGUGGGACAUUGAAUCGAGUGUAACGUACUUCAGUUGUCUAAAAUGACAUCAAGAUUCAAACUGGCCCUUGUGCAGCUAUUUGUAGAAAGAUACAGAGAGAGAAAUCUUGCCCAAGCGGCCAAACUCGUCAGAGAGGCUGCGAAAAAUGGGGCCCGAGUUAUCGCACUUCCUGAGUAUUUCACUUGCUGGAUGGAUCCCGACUAUUUUUGGGAGUACAGGGAGCCUCCGAAUGGACCGUCGGCUCAGAUGUUAUCACAAGCAGCUAAGGAAAAUAAUGUGUAUCUGUUCGGUGGAACUUUUCCCGAAGUUAUUCCUGGCUCAAAUAAACUGUACAACACAUGCCAGAUAUACAACCCUCGUGGUGACCUCAUGGCACGGUUUAGAAAGUUACACCUGUUUGAUGUGGACCUGGGUCCCAGAAUGAAGAUAACCGAAUCGGAAUUAAACGAAGGGGGAGAUUCGCUUACAACGGUAGAUACUGAAUUUUGUAAAACUGGUUUUGGAGUCUGUAUAGACUUGAGAUAUCCUGAAAUAGCACGCUUGUACGGCAAAAAGGGCUGUCAUUUACUCACGUAUAUGGGCGGGUUUAGCAUGAAGACUGGCCCUGACCACUGGGAGAUCUUACAGAGGGUCCGAGCAGUGGAUAACCAAAUGUUUGUGGCUAGCGUAGGACCGGCAACUAACACUGAAUCACCUUACGUUACGUAUGGACACAGUGCAGUCGCAGACCCUUGGGGUAACAUAAUUGCCAAAACUGGAGCUGAUGAGGACAUAGUCUACGCCGAUAUCGAUCUGGACCUGAUCAAAGAGAUUCGCCGAAAGAUGCCGUUAGACAAUAUCCGCAGGAAUGAUCUUUAUGACGUGGAGAACUUGAUGGAAAAGCAAAGCUGAGUAUCCAGUAUAUGGAUAUACGAGCUAAAAAUCAAAAAAAGGAUUAAAAAUCCCCUGGUAGAAGCGGUCGCCGCUGAAGAAAAUGCAUUUUUCCAAAAGACGUAUUCAAAAGCCUGGCAAUCUUUAAUGAAAUUUUCUAUAUUCUCUAUAAAAAUACAUUCUGAAGCUUGGAAUUGGAACGCCAUGAAUUUUUAUAUGUUAUAUAUUAGUGUAAUCUUUCAAAUGAUAGGAUUUUCCUCUGGAAUAACAAGCUGAUAUGAAGUACCCCUGUGUCAGUUGAUUGUCACGAACUUUGUCACGACUUAAUAGACUGUAAUAGAUUUUGUCAAGCUUUGAUCACGGUGCUUGUUGUCUACGUAAGAUAUAUAUUGUGUUAUUUGCACUUCUAUAUGAAUAUUAAAUACAUGUCUUAUAUAUUGUGUAUAAACAUUUUUAUUUUGUAUAAUGUGUACAAUGUUCAUGUAAAUAAAAUAACGUAUUUUAUCUC
Molecule: messenger RNA, 1788 nt
Organism: Mercenaria mercenaria
Lineage: Eukaryota; Metazoa; Mollusca; Bivalvia; Venerida; Veneridae
Product: omega-amidase NIT2-like
Exons: 10
Coding region: 453-1301 (282 amino acids)
Biological process (GO): oxaloacetate metabolic process; L-glutamine metabolic process
Cellular component (GO): mitochondrion
Molecular function (GO): omega-amidase activity
Source: RefSeq, a predicted model, not a curated record